AUGGGGACAAAAGAAAUAGAUGUAAUAGGCAUAACCUCCCAGUUCUCAGCUGAUCUGCCUGGUUGUUCGACUAUUAUCACUGGUGAUGUGAAAGGUAAGGAAGGUGAAUUAGAAAGGCUUCUGUCAUCCAGGAAAAAGAAGAAUGUUUUUUCUGAGGACUUCUACAUUAAUGCAACAGUCAACUGUCAAGUUUACGUUGAAGAAAGAGGUUUCAUCACAGCUCCUCUCAGUGAGGAAGAGAAAGAUUUCCCCAUUGCAUACUCCAUGGUGAUCCAUGACAAGAUUGAGAUGUUUGAGCGGCUUCUACGAGCUGUUUAUGCUCCUCAGAACAUUUACUGUGUACACGUGGACCAGAAAUCCUCUGCAUCAUUCAUGAAGGCUGUGGCUGCGAUUGCUUCAUGCUUUCCUAAUGUGUUUGUAGCCAGUAAAUUAGAAAGAGUGGUAUAUGCCUCGUGGUUCAGAGUACAGGCAGAUCUGAAUUGCAUGAAAGAUCUGCUAAAUACUCACAUCAACUGGAGGUACCUGCUUAACACCUGUGGGACAGACUUCCCCAUCAAAACAAACAGAGAGAUGGUGAGGGCACUGAAGUUUCUCAAUGGGAGGAACAGCAUGGAGUCUGAGGUGACUUCUGGCUGCAAGAAAGGUCGUUGGCAGUAUCACCACAAUGUCACCAACAGUGUUAUCGGCACAUAUGUGUGGAAAAGUGCCCCACCAAUCAGCAUCCCCAUGUUCUCAGGAAAUGCCUACUUUGUGGUCACAAGAGCUUUUGUGGAACAUGUGUUGGAGGACAGAGAGGUUCAGAAGUUUCUGGAGUGGGAGAAGGACACAUACAGCCCUGAUGAGCACUUGUGGGCCACCCUGCAGAGGAUGCCCUCUGUUCCUGGGUCAAUGCCCCCAAAUGGGAAGUAUGACAUGUCAGACAUGCUAGCUUUGGCUCGGGCAGUGAAGUGGUCGUAUUCAGCAGGAGAUAUGAAUAAGGGAGCCCCAUAUUACCCAUGCACUGGUGUUUAUAGAAGAUCUAUUUGUGUGUAUGGAGCGGGUGACCUCCCAUGGCUCCUGAAACAACACCACCUGUUUGCAAAUAAGUUUGAUCCAGAGGUUGAUGAUGUUGCCAUAAGGUGUCUGGAAUCAGUGCUGCGUUUCAAAGCUUUAGGUCAUGAUCCACUGUCCACUAGGAAAAUGUGA
This is a messenger RNA of Pundamilia nyererei, 1185 nucleotides long. RefSeq names its product glucosaminyl (N-acetyl) transferase 3, mucin type (gene gcnt3). The transcript is spliced from 2 exons. NCBI's taxonomy places the organism in Eukaryota, Metazoa, Chordata, Actinopteri, Cichliformes, Cichlidae. Gene Ontology annotation, molecular function: acetylglucosaminyltransferase activity. The record is from RefSeq and is a predicted model, not a curated record. The coding region runs from base 1 to 1185 and encodes 394 amino acids. Gene Ontology annotation, cellular component: membrane.